AUGACGACGACUAUGAGUGCUCCUGCUGUGGUGGAGAAGAGGUGGGAAGUGGUGGCGGAGGAGGUGGUGGUGGGGCCGACGACCACGCUGGCGAGCGCGUGGCGGGAGGUGCAGGGCGCCGGCGACUGGCGGGGCAUGGUGGAGCCGCUCCACCCGCUGCUCAGGGACGAGGUGGUGCGGUACGGGGAGCUCGUCGCCGCGUGCUACCGCGCGUUCGACCUCGACCCGUCGUCGAAGCGGUACCUCAACUGCAAGCACGGCAAGAAGCAGAUGCUGCCGGCCGUCGGCAUGGCUGGCGCCAGGUACACGGUGACCAAGUACAUCUACGCAGCCCCCGACGUCGCGCUGCCCUUCGGCGUCGGCAGCUGCUCCUGCGCCGCCAAGAGCCGGUGGAUCGGCUACGUCGCCGUCGCGUCCAGCCGCGAGGCCCGCCGGCUCGGCCGCCGCGACAUCCUCGUCUCCUUCCGCGGCACGGUUACCGGCUCGGAGUGGCUGGCCAACUUCAUGAGCGCGCUCGCGCCGGCGCGGUUCGACCCGGCCGACCCACGCCCCGACGUGCGCGUCGAGUCCGGGUUCCUCUCCCUCUACACCUCCGACGACCUCUCCGGCAAGUUCACCUGCGGGAGCUGCCGGAACCAGCUCCUCUCCGAGGUUACACGCCUCAUGAGCAAGUACAAGGACGACGACGUCAGCAUCACCCUCGCCGGGCACAGCAUGGGCAGCUCGCUGGCGAUCCUCCUCGGCUACGACCUCGCCGAGCUGGGGCUCAACCGCGACGCCCGCGGCGGCGCCGUCCCGAUCACCGUCUUCUCCUUCGGCGGCCCGCGCGUCGGCAACCUGGAGUUCAAGAACCGGUGCGACGAACUCGGCGUGAAGGUCCUCCGCGUGGCGAACGCCCGCGAUCCGGUGACGAAGAUGCCCGGCGUCGUCUUCAACGAGCGCGCUAGGGUUCUCGGCGGACGGUUCGAGCUGCCCUGGAGCAAGACAUGCUACACGCACGUCGGCGUCGAGGUCGCUCUCGACUUCUUCAAGGCCAGCGACGUCGCCUGCGUGCACGACCUCGAUGCCUACAUCAAUCACCUCCUCAAAAGCUACCCUAGAUAUGACGACGACGACCACGACGUCGGCGACGACGACGUCGCUACCCUAGGUGUAAGCGGCAGCGCAGCUGGUGCGCCGUCGCUGCCAACGACCAUGGAGUCGUGGAGGUGGCAGAUGGCGGCCAUGUGUGCGGCCGAGUUGCUGCAGGCGCUAGGGAUUUAA
Messenger RNA from Oryza brachyantha (malo sina), 1263 nucleotides. Its product is annotated as phospholipase A1-Ialpha2, chloroplastic-like. Gene Ontology annotation, cellular component: chloroplast. Gene Ontology annotation, molecular function: glycerophospholipid phospholipase A1 activity. The transcript has a single exon. The record is from RefSeq and is a predicted model, not a curated record. Lineage: Eukaryota; Viridiplantae; Streptophyta; Magnoliopsida; Poales; Poaceae. Gene Ontology annotation, biological process: lipid metabolic process. The coding region runs from base 1 to 1263 and encodes 420 amino acids.